This is a messenger RNA of Thlaspi arvense, 4325 nucleotides long. The record is from the annotation of a GenBank genome assembly. Lineage: Eukaryota; Viridiplantae; Streptophyta; Magnoliopsida; Brassicales; Brassicaceae.
GUCAAUUCAAUUGCUCGCCUGGUCCGAUUGUCUUCUCUGUCGUCAUCUUCUUUCGAUUUCAAGUUUUCAAACCUCUUCCCGCUUACGACGCCGGAAAAAUUCAAACGUCUAUCAACAGUCGAAUCAACAUUCUCCGACAGAUCUUCUAUUUCCGGCGAGGAAAUCCUCCGACCUAUUUUCGACUUCCGAUUUCCAAAUCCCGACGAGCUUUCCUUUAUUGCUUACUGUAAGUAGUAUAACCCUAGUGAUUCGAUUUCCCCUUUCUUCAGAUCUCGGACGCUGCUAGACUCUUAACAGUUAGGGGGUGAGAAAUUGAGGCCUCUCAAUGGAGAAGGAUCUAUUAGAUAUCUCUGGAGAAGACGAAGACCACUGGCUUCUGAAAAAUACGCCGAAGAAAGGCGUUACGUCGUUCGCCGGUGGUAAUUCCGGCCAGGGAAAGAGUUAUUUUGAUUGCUCACCUCUCCAGAUCCCUAGAUCGAAUCGUACCGUUCCUACUCGGCUUCCUUUUUCUUCAAUUGGGAGAGUAACAGGCAACAACAACAUGGAGCAGUUAAGCCCUACUAUUGAUACAUGCAAUGUAGGGAAGGAGAACACUAGUGGGAGCAAGAUUGAAUUGCCCAAAUUGAGUGUGGAGAGACAACAGAUGAAAAAGAAAAAGAAGAACGCAGGAUUCAACUUGCGGAAAAGCUUAGCUUGGGAUAGAGCCUUUUCAACAGAAGAAGGUGUUUUGGAUUCGGCUGAGCUAUCUAAAAUAACUGGAAGUGCUUGCCAAACUGGUGGAGACCUGUUGUCUGCCAUUCAGGAAGAGUUCAGAGAGUCAACGUCCGCUUCAAAAUGCACUAGUGUUUCACCAGGACUACAAGCACUUGAAGAAAACUUAUUUAACGACUUGCCUGUGAACAGUAAGAAGAGAGAGAAGAAGUUUGUGAGUGGCACAGUUUCAAAGUACGCAUCACCAUCUAAAGCUCAAUCUUCCCUGGUGAGUUUACUGGACAUGAGUAGAGAUAUUCUUUUUAAAAUGGAGCUAAUGAGAGUGAUCAGUCGCCCAGAAAAAUGUCGUUUCAGCACAGGAUUUGAGGAGCGGAUCGAAACGCAGUGGCUGUCCCCGGCCUCCUCCUUCAUCUUCAUAUCCUUUUCUUACUUAAAGGAGCUGAGCUAUUCUAAAGUUUCUACUACCAAAUCCGAUCCAGUUACAGUCGCAAACAACAUGAAGAAGACUACUCAAAGUCCAAGCAAACCGAAACUAACUCAACCUACUCAAUCAAAGAAUUCUCAGAGGAGCUUAGGAUCUGUAAGCUUCUCUAAAAGCACUACAAGCACUACAAGCACCAAGAAUAAAACAAAAUCUAGCCUGGCAAGCAAAUCUUCAAUUCCUAAGCCCUCUCUUAGGCAACCUAGAAGAAAUGUGGUCAUCAAAACAGCAGAAGUUCCUUCAGUAUCCAACUCACAGCAAUCUGUUGUUGGGAAGUCCAACGAUCCUAUGACUACAUCAGAUGUGGAUAUGCUUGGUCAUGCAUCAAACAUACGCGACUCUAAUGUAAUUACCAUGGGCACCACAUUAGCUCAAAGUUCUUGCAGUAGAAUUGGAAAUACGCAGUCCGCAGUUUCCAGACUGGGAAAGCCAUCUGGUUUAAGAGUGCCAUCGCCAUCAAUUGGCUAUUUCAGUAAGUCCAAUUCUCAAACGUCGCACUGUUCAGAAGACAAACAUAGUCAGCUUCCUAGGUCUGAUGUUUGUUCAGCUUCUCGUGUUACUUUGAUCCCUACCUUCAAGAAACCCCAAUUUUCUGAAAAGGUUCCCAGUGUUAACUCCAAGUCAGCAACUGGAAACACCGGCAGUUCAGUUUCAGCUGCAGGUUUCUCUGCUCAAGAAAGGGCGAAAGUAGAAUUGAAAAGCACUCGAGAAGUAGAAUCUAAAGUGUCGUCUUGUUCAUUGAGCUCUCAGAUAAAUGAAAGCCUGCAACUUCCAUGCAUCACUCAGGAUGAUACUAGAAAAUUAGUUCUGGAUGAUGUGGCUAUUUGUACAUCUGAGAAGAUUUCUACUGCAAAGUGUGAAGAUUUCCAGAGUAGCAGUGAGCUUCCGCCCUCAGGCUGCAAAAAUGAUGUACAAGAUAGUAAUAUGUCUGAUGAUGAUACGGAUGAGAAAAGGAAGACUUGCUGCUCAGUAGAAGGUCCACUUUUUAAAGAUCCUUUGGAUUCUCCGGUGCAGGGUCCUUCUGGCCCUUCUGGUGAUGAGUUGAAAGUCAGCAAUCCAGGGGAACAAGAUACUUGUACUACAAACGAUUUUAGUGGAGAUUUAUAUACUUUGGAUGUACAUGGACAACCACUAAAUGAAUGCGUGCACCCUGGAGACGAAGACGAGAUUAGUCAUUUCCUUUACGGCGAAAAAGAUGCUCUGAUUGUAAAUCAUUCCACUGAAAGCUUGGCAAAGCAGCCUGGGGUUUUAGAUUCCUUCGCUGCAGAUCCAGUUUUUCUAUGGGAUUUUGCAUCAAGAAGAAGUGAUGCAAGUGAUCUGUCUGCUUCGGAAAAUGAGUUAGAUAAUACUGAAUCUUUUGUCGUUCCUUCGGGGCCUGUCGAAGCACCAGACUGUGUUCGAUCCUCAUGCAACAGUUUUGAGGAAAAUGCAGUGUUGAACUCUAUUCUGUGUGGUCAUAACAUGGUGUGUGAUGGUCAGACUGUUUUAGAAACGGAGAAGAGAACUGAAGUAAGCGAUAGCUCAGAGACAAAAUGUGAAUCUGAAGAGCAGCAUUUCUCGUGCCAAUUGGUCGUUGAGGGAAGAGAGGGUAGUCAUGAGAUAGAUGUCUUGACGAGAAACGAAAUAGCAGAUACAGAUGAUGCCCCUGAUAUGCAGAUAGAUUCCUUUACUGGUUCUCCUGACGUUGAGCCGAACAUGGAACAAGUCAUAUUACUAAUGCCUUCCUCCGCUGAAGUUAAGCUGGAGGAUAAACCUCUGGAAUCAUCUCAUGAGCCCUUUUCUGAGAAACUAACUUCUGAAAAGCAUAUGCAAUAUAACUGUUCCAAUGUUGCAAAUACAUCUGAUGGAAAGGCUGUUCAUGUAAUGAAACAGACUGAUCAACUUGGAACAUCAGACGGUUGUUCUUUAGCAAAAGAUGUAUCUGCCACUGUUUUCUCUUAUUCCAACGAGGAGCUCGAAGAUAACUCAGAGCUGGAAGACAUGGAUCUGGUUACGGAGUCAGAUUGGUCAGAUGAGGAGCGUGAGGGUGAUUUGAAACUGAAGGAGAUGGAUCUGGUUACUGAGUCAGAGAUCAUUAGUGACCUCGAUGAGUUUUCUGUCAAGGGCAUUCUUAAUCAAGACUAUUUGGAAGUAGAAGUUAUCCAUACUGCAUCUGACCAGUGUGGUAAACCUAAAACUCCACUACGUGAAUCAAUUGGAGAACCUGAGAGUCUUAAUGAGGACACAAAUUUAUCUAGAAUCUCUGAAGGCAUGUCGAAAGAGGAUUUAAACUCUGGAUGUAUUGAGUAUAACUAUGUUGGAGAUACCAAAAUCCAGACAGAUACUGAAAAGGAUUUCAGUGCUCAGGUUAUUGAUCAAGAACUCGGCUCUCAUGAAGAAGAGGAAGUUCAAGUUAUAAAGAUCACUCCUGAUCCUGUAGCAAUUGUGUCCAGAGAGGAAGAAUCAGGAACUCCAAUACCCAUGAAUGAGGAUUUCUCAGUCAGAGAUGAUAGCCAGUCAAAGGCGUUCAAUGUGCUGAGCGAUGACAAUCUGACAUCAGAAAGCGAUGGAGUCCAUUCUUCUUAUAGCAGUAGCAAUAGUACAUGUACAUCAGAAGGCGAGGAUAAGACCAUGCUAAUGGAUGCUAAACUUGGGAAGAAACCUGAUCCUAUUAUUGUAAAGCCUCCAAAUGCUGUUCCAUUUUCUGACGAGUGGUUAGCUGCAAUUGAGGCUGCUGGGGAGGAAAUCUUAACACUGAAAAGUGGACGUGUACAACAUUCACCAACCGACAAAUCUGCUCCUGAACCAGGUCCAUGGUCUCCGGUCAAGAAGAAGAAUAAUCAAGGAGUAGGACCUUUUGACUGUACUAAGUAUACAAACAAAGGUCUUCCUCCUGCUUUAGACUGAGAACUAGGGUUUCUUUUUUUACCUUGACCAUUCUUGUCUUUGUUUUUACCAUUUUUUCACUACUAAGGAAGUUAUAACUUUGUUGAACACAAUCAACUUUUUCUUGUAUACAUGAAGAAAUAAAAUGUGUAGAAAUAACCUGCAGUUUUUUUUUUUUUUUCUGUCUUGCUUAGGCAUGAAUGACUUCCAUAACGGGAUAGUUUUUGGGAUGUAUCAUUAAGUUGAGAAGUAAAUAACAUUAAACACA